Scutellospora calospora is the source of this 269-nucleotide messenger RNA. NCBI's taxonomy places the organism in Eukaryota, Fungi, Glomeromycota, Glomeromycetes, Diversisporales, Gigasporaceae. The record is from the annotation of a GenBank genome assembly.
AUGAAAUUUCCAAGAUUAAAAAUCAAACCAGUAUCUGAAAUAAUCAAAAAGAGUUAUGAUAAUAGUAGAAACAAAAAAUCUUUAUUGGAUGCAUUAUAUUACACAUGGGUUCUUGGAAAAGAUGAAAAAUUUCUUUUAGAAAAUAAAUAUACAAGAAAAAGAAUUGAAGAAACUGAUGCUCUAACAAAAGAAUUAAUAAACUACCUAUAUGAUGAACAACCGAGAAAGAAAGCAAAUAUUUCAACAAACAGACUUAAAAAAGAUAAAAU